AUGAUCGGCGCCCCCUACACGAACACUACGGGUCCGUUCGGCCUCCGCGUGCACGCACCCCUUUCCGGAGGGAACCUCACGGAUGCCACGACAGGCGAGGUCGUUGCAACGAUGCUGCCGACGGCAGAUGACGGCUUCAUCAUCGGCUCGGCGACAUUGUUCUCCCACUGGGUCCUGCCAUACGUCUGGAAAACGGACGGAAAGCUCGCGUCGAUGACUCCUGAGCCAUUAGAAGAAGUCACCGCUGCCGACUUUCGGGGUCCUGGGGUCAAGCACAUCUCUGGUCAGAGGCGUCGGGAAUACGACCGGCCACAGUUACUGCUAUGUAAGGGAUUCCUUUGCAGACAUGUGGAGACGGACUCUUCGGCAUACUCGUGGAUGAAUAGCAACUUCUUCAUCAUGAAGAUUGUGGGGACUGCAGAGCCGCUCGUGCAUAACAUCACCAUUUACGGAGUGGCCAACUGA
This is a messenger RNA of Dichomitus squalens LYAD-421 SS1, 465 nucleotides long. RefSeq lists its product as uncharacterized. NCBI's taxonomy places the organism in Eukaryota, Fungi, Basidiomycota, Agaricomycetes, Polyporales, Polyporaceae. The record is from RefSeq and is a predicted model, not a curated record. Bases 1 to 465 code for a protein of 154 amino acids. The transcript is spliced from 5 exons.